This is a messenger RNA of Pristis pectinata (smalltooth sawfish), 8652 nucleotides long. Its product is annotated as zinc finger protein 862-like. The transcript is spliced from 2 exons. Gene Ontology annotation, molecular function: protein dimerization activity. The record is from RefSeq and is a predicted model, not a curated record. Bases 175 to 2325 code for a protein of 716 amino acids. NCBI's taxonomy places the organism in Eukaryota, Metazoa, Chordata, Chondrichthyes, Rhinopristiformes, Pristidae.
GCAGCUGAAGUUUGCAUACGUGAUGGACAAGGCAUUUUAUGCCAUGGUAAACAGCAAGUGCAGUGACAGCAGAAAAAAGAUUCGUUACAUUUUGGGAGUCCGGGACAAACCUGAAGAUGCUCCUAAGUAGCAGGAGUUUUGUCUCAAGAAGGACAGACUCCUGUCCCAGUUGUCAUGGAUGACACAAGUGAGCAGGAGAUGGAUUCAGCUGAUGAGUCGAUGUCCAAUGAGAUGCUGGCUACAACAGAUGAAAUAUCGAAAAUAUCGACUGGUACAGGCCGGAGGAUCAGACGCUUCAAGCAUGAGUGGCUGAAAAAGUUCUGGUUCCUGCGCUAUUCACCCACCCUAAAUGAAAUGUGGUGCCAUGUUUGUAGGCAGUACACCGUUCAGUCCUCCAGGACAUCAGCCUUCAUCUUAGGUUCUAAGCAGUUCAAAAUCCACACUAUCAAGCUUCAUGCCCAGAGUAAUCUUCAUAAGAAGUGUUUGCAGCUUUAUAAGCUGAGGAUGCAUCCAGAAAAAACAGAAGAGAUGUGCCGGAACAUGACGCUGUUGUUUAAUGUAGCUUAUCACAUAGCCUUUGAAGGAAGGCAUUUUUCAGAUUUCAGACCAUUGGCUGAACUGCUGAAAAAAUGUGACUUAAAGAUUGUUGACCAAUACUUGAACGAGGGAGACUGUCAGACAUUAAUUCAUCACAUUGCAAUGUCUCUUCGUGAGGACCUCUUUGAGAGGCUCAGGGUGUCCCCAUUUAUGAGUGUGAUUUUGGAUGGGCAAACGGAUGACUUGGUUGCUGAUAAUGUUGCUAUCUACAUUCAGUACAUAACUAAUGAAGGGCCAGCUGCUACAGAGUUAUUGUGCCUACAGGAAUUGAGCUCUGCAACAGUGGAUGGUUAUACUCAGGCACUGGACAGAGCCCUUGGGGGCAUAGGGAUCAAAUGGAAAGAGGAAAAGUUAAUUGUAGGACUGGGGGUAGAUGGAGCCAAUAUGACAACAGGACUAAGGGCAGGUUUAGCCAUGAAGAUCAAAAAAGCUUUGCCUUGGCUACUCUCUGUCCCAUGCGUGAUACAUAGGCCUCACCUGGAAGUAUUGGAUGCUAUAAGUAAUAAGGAACUAACCUGUUUGGAAGAACUAGAGAAUAACUUAAAACAAUUGCUGAGUUUUUAUCGUUAUUCCCCCAAACUUAUGUGUGAACUAAGAGCUACUGCAGCAACACUCUGUGAGGAGACAGAAUUCCUUGGUGACAUUCGAGCUGUCAGGUGGAUCAUUGGAGAACAGAAUGUCUUGAAUGCAUUGAUCAAGGAUUAUUUGGAAGUGAUAGCUCAUCUUAAAGAUGUUAGUGGUCAGGCCCAUAAAGCAGAUGCUGCUGCCAUUGCUUUGGCUCUGCUGCAAUUCCUGAUGGACUAUCAGUCAGUUAAACUUAUCUAUUUUUUGUUAGAUGUCAUUGCUGUACUCACACGGCUGGCAUUCAUUUUCCAGGGUGAUCACCUUCUGAUUACCCAUGCGGAUGACAAGAUUGAAGAAGCCAUUGAAGAAAUAAGUAGAUUGGUGGAAUCGCCAGGAGAGUAUUUACAAGAGUUUGAGGAGACGUUUCAUGAAAACUUUCAUGGUGUUCCUCUGAAAAACUUAAGAGUAGCAGAAGCCAAGUUUAAUUCAAUAAGAGAGAAGAUUUGCCAAAAAACUCAACUCAUUCUAGCUCAAAGGCUGGAUUGCAAUAGCCGCACAAUUAUUAGAGCAUGUCAAGUGUUUGAUGUUGCUACAUGGCCCCAAAAUGAGGAAAACCUGAUGAGUCAUGGGGAAGAAGAAAUUAUGCACAUAUAUAAGCACUUUGAAAUAAUUCCAUCUUUUACCAAGGAAAUUGGACUGGAUGGCAGAGACAUUCGGGGUAGUUUAUUGCAGGAAUGGAGAGAGCUCAAGUCUGAGUGUUACAACAAGAAUGGUUUCAAGGAGUUGAGCCGUCACAUUUUUAAGUAUAAACAAAGAUUCCCAAUACUAAAUAGGAUCAUUCAGUUAUUGCUUGUUCUGCCAACUUCAACAGCAGCUUGUGAGAAGAGUCGUGGUGCCUUUUACCGGAUUCGUAACAAUAACAGGUCUCGACUUAGCCUUGACCAACUCAAUGACCUUCUGACUAUUGCUGUUAAUGGACCACCCAUUGCAAAUUUUGAGGCAAAGAGGGCACUGGACUGUUGGUUUGAGGAGAAGUCAGGAAACAGAUAUUCUUUGUCGCCAGAGAUGUUAAGCAGAGUUACUUCACUGGAUCAGAAACCAACAUUACAUGGCCUAGACGUGGGAACUGAUUGUCUAACGGAUAUUCAUGAAACCAUAAUGUAACUGAUUGGUGCUUUUAAAUAGCUUAUAUAUUACAUUCUCAAUUUAAUGGGAAUAACCCAAAAUACAUUGGUACUUUAUGAAAAUGGCAAUUUGUGACAUGCAGGUACAGAUACCAGACCAGCAAAGUCAAUGGAAUUUUGGUAAUAUUUCACCAGUAAGCCAUUGCUGCACCAACCUAUAGAAUCCAAUUCCUAGAUUUAUUGUCGCCUUUGGAAAAUCAAAUAUUGAAAGUUCAAAUAAUCUGAGUGAAAUGGUCUGCUAAAAUUUUGGUACUGUUUUGUCACCAAAAAUAUUGACUGCAGUUUGCUUUUAGUAAUGCAAACAUUAGAUAAUAAGCAAAGUCAUUCUAAUUUUUCUUUGAAAACUGUGGUUAUUUAUGCUGCCUAAGAUUGAUACAGGGGUCACCUUGUUCAGUCUUUAACUAACCUCUUAUUUACAUAAACAAUAAAUAAGCAUUAACAAUUAGUGACUCAUGGGACAGGGGAGAGGAAGGUAAGGAAACUAGUUAUUUGUGGGGUUAUAAGAGAUAUAAAAUGCAUAGCCGAAGGGAUUCAAAAAUAUAUGUAAUUACAUUAUUUUUUUAGAUGAUGAUUAUUGAUAAUAGAUGGUCACGCUUUUUGUCAAGUGAGCAUGUCUUAAAAAAAACACCAGGAAAUGAACAAAUAUAUCAAGGGGAUAUAUCUUCCUGUCUCAUUUCUUUAUUAUUGUAGGAGGAAGCACACAUUAUCAGGCACUGUAUUAGCUGACCAUGCUCAACUCUGUUCAGUAAACUAAGCUAGACUAUAAAACUAUUGACAGGUGUGCUUAUAUAGGACUGGUGAUAGAAAUUAUUUUCAUGUCUGAGAUAACUGACAGACUCAACCCAGUUGUAACUGGAUGAAAGUCUGUGCUUGAAACUGUCCUGAAAUUAGAUGAAAGUGAGAUUAUUUUGAUAAUUUCAAUUGGAAAGUCAUUUUAAGAAUGGUAAAGUCAUAUAGCAAUAUGAUGUAUUGCGAGAUUAGUAUUUAAACAUUAUCUUUCAUAGCAUUUGUUGAAAGGCAUAACUUACUUAUAAUGCCAGAUGCUGUCACUGGCUGUAAAGCACUUUUAUUACAUACUUUGACAUGUAUAAAUGCCACAAAAAUCACACUGCAUUUUGUUUGACAGUUCUUAGUCAUGCUUUAUGCCUGUGGUUUUUACUCAGAAUACAGUUCUGCACAAAACUUUAUUAUUGUUGUUAAAUCAACAAAUUCACAUGUUUAAGCUAAUUUUUCUUCAGAAAUCUCCAACUGUGAGAAUGAAACUUUAGUUGUACAGCAGGUAUGAAUUUUGACAGUUCGAAAUAGAAAUCUUAGAAGAACAAGAAAAGAGAUACUUUAUUAAUGUAAUAAUUCUGCAUUAAAUUAACUUUACCAGUAGAAGUACGAUUCCUGUCUCCAGGUGCCAUUGGCAAUGGCCAGUACCCUUUACCAAUUAAAUAUGAAAGGCUGCUAUUUCCAGGUGCCCUCAAUGUAAUAUUUACCAAAUGAAAUGAGGCUCAUGUUUUUGCAUGACCACAACAAGCCUUUGCCAAUUUAAAUGCUGAACAGGCAUUGCUGGUACCUUUAACUUAUAUCCACCAACUAAGGUAGGAUGUCCAAUACUUUUUUGGAAUGUCGUGUGAAUCUUGAUAUUACGGUGAGUACUGUUAUUGUACAACCAUAGAUUCAAAGUAUCAUGUCUUAUUUUAAGAAGGCAACUUAAUUCUCUCAGUCUUUGCAACUCAAGUGACAAAGAUGUAUGAAAAACAUGCAGUUGACUGUUCUGUCUACUCACUUUACUGAGUAAUUUGCUGAAUACAUAUGAAUUUAAUCCUUUAUAUAUCAAUUGCAUGGUGCAAAUUUUAGAAUGCAGGAAAACUUUCCCUGAGAAUGGAUACAAAAUGAUAGCGCCUUUAAUAUAUUAGAAUGCGACAGGCAGUUUGAAUAUGGCUUAAACAUCAAAGUGUGGAUGAGUGAUUAAAUUUGUAUUGUAUAGCCUUGCUAAGUACUAAUUUUUGGCAGUCUAUAGUGCAGAUAUCCUAGAUAAGAAUUAAGAAAGUGCAUUUUUUAAAACUGAUUACAUUAUAGUGAAUUCAUAACUCUGACUAUAUACAUAAAGUUUAUUGUGAAAAUGUUAGUACAUUCUUAUAGAGUUGAGCAUGUUAAUAUUGGUUCUAAAUAUUAAGAUUGAAGCUGAUUUUGCUAGCAGAUCCAUUUCUGUAAUAUACCCCACUCAUAAACUAUAUUUUCAAAAUGACUUGUUUAGUUACUUAUAUUAGGUAAUAUGCUUACUUAUGAGCUAAGCUGCUGAUUGUCUUAAAUGUAAUAAGUUACAAGGGAUAGAAAUUUACAAAAGCCAGGAAUCCUCCAGCAAUUAAAAUGUUUUUGGUUUCUAAACAAAAUAUUUGUGCAGUUUGUGGUUUAAUCAGAAUCAGAGUUAUUAGUGGACAUAUUUCUAAUAUCUGCAAAUGUGGAACAAAGAAGAUGUGUUUAGUCAGCAUAAUUAAUCCCCAGUUUUAAUAUGGUUUGUAUAUUUUUAAAUGCAUAUAUAUUUUUGUAACUAAGUGUAAAAUUGUUAUAUUUUAAGUUACUAAAUAUACUUGUUCAAAAUUGCUUGCUGCAGUCUAACAAGUAAUUGAUAGGUUAACAAAUGCUAUGAACUAACUGAUUAAUAAAUUAGUUAAGUAAUUUUUAUGCAGAACUGAUGAACUGAGAGUAUAUAUUACAGUUUAAAAGCAUCAAAAUGGUCACCAUGGCCAUGUUAGGAUUUAAGUGAUACUCUAGGGGCCAGAGAUUGAUUAAUUGGAGAGGAGAACAAUGAUGUAGAUGCAUAGAUACAGCUAAAUUAAGGCUACCAUGAAUGCAAUAAUCUGAUCAGACACAAUUAUAUGGGUGCCUGGAGUUAGCUAUCUUUCCAGAUUUGCCUUUUUAUUGUUCAUAUGAUAUGUGUGAAUCAUUUUGCAUACAAAAAUUGAACUAUGUGGAGAUAGUAGAAAAAAUAUCAAGUACUGAAGGGUCUCUUGGCAAGUUCAAAUCACAUUUCAGUUACCGUUCAUAUAGUUUGUAUCAUUGACCUCUGUUGUCCAAAGCAACAUAAGGAGAGAAUGGCCUUACCAAACAGGACUCUGUAUUAAAAUUUCAUUUGGAUGUUGCCAUUCACCUGGAGACAAAAGCCACAUGAAUGACGUACAUUGUAUUAUGCAAUAUGAUUGGUGAUGGUGUCACUCAAGGUGCUGAAGACAAAUUACUGUAUAUUUACUACUGGGCUACAUAUAUGAUUUCUUUUUAUUGUUUGGUUAAUACUGUAGAUUUUUUAAGCACGAUGUAGCAUAUAUUCAUAUUGUGUUUCCUUCAACAGAACCCAUUUCAUUGUAUUUGCAGGUGAAUUUUUAAUCACAAAUUAUGCACCUUUUUUGCAAACUUAUUUCUUUCUAUUUCUUUGUUGAUUGAUUUUAAUUUUACAUUUCUUCCCCAAUACCAUUAACUUUCUUGUUAACAACCAAACCUCUAGGAUCACUAUCAGCAAGUUGUCAAGGACAACUGCUGACUUUCUUUAAAGAUAUCGUCCAUUUGAUGAAGCUCUUUUUGCUUCAUCCUGAUCUCCUCCUUGAUAAGAAUAUGUAGAGAAGAAUUGUGGAUUCAAAUCCUUCCUCUCAGUUGAUAUUUGGUUUGGUAGACAGGUGCAUUGCAAGUCUGUGUCCUAUGGAUUUAUUUUUGCCAAUACAUCAUAACAGUCAAAAGAAGAAAGUAAUCAUGCGACAUAAAGUAAAUCUGAGUCAUUGUUUGAAGGUUCCUUAGUAACAGUCAAAUUCAGAUUUUCUGUUAAAGCACCUACCAAUUAGCCCCUAUAUUUUAAUAUGAUUUGAAGUAAGUUGUUUGAAAAACAAGAAACUUAUGAAUAGUUCAUGCACCAUUUGGCUUCAUUUGAGAGGUAAAUAUGUUUAGUUUGAUUUUUAAAAUGAUAGAGUAAAAAGGAUUCUGUUUGUAUUUUUGUUUCCAACUGGUCCUUGUUUACCUUUGUCAUCUAUUUCUGAGUAAUCCAUUUGUCAUUUACCUUUGUCAUCUAUUUCCUACAGAGUGUUAGAGGGUUUCCAUAUAAAGGAAGUGCAGCUGGGGCUUCAGCAUUGUGGGUCCUUCAGGUCCAAAAGAUUUUUUUUCUUAAGGUUGUGUCAAUAAUCACGUAUAAUGUUCAUAAAAAGCAAUUUCCAUUUCAUACAGAAAUGAAAUUCAGUAUUGAUCUGGAAUCGAUAUUCAACCAGAUGCCAGAGCAAGAAAGAGAAAGGAGUUUUACACUGUUUGCAUAUGACUGUAAGUUCAGUGAAUUGUAUGCAAAUGUUGGACUUAUUGCCCAGCCGUAGGUUUCAAACCCAGCUAGCCUUAAGAUAAAUGUUUAAUGAGCAGGGAUUCUCCAUUCUGAACAUAUGCAUUUUUAACAUAGAAAUUAAUGUCCAUUCAUUAAUCCAGGCAGAGCCCUUUGCUGGUAGGAGAAUUCUAGGCUUACAUAUUGCUACUUAAUGGCAGCUGCUGGUUUCAGACUGGUAAAUUCACUGUAAGACGCAGCUUGCUCCUUGGUUUUUGUAAACACACUUUUCCUACUGGUUGCAAGCUCAGUUGGUGAUUGUCCCAGACAGUUUCAUUUUACUUGGCUUCGCCUUGAAUUGUUAUCUGUUCAGUUUGGCUCACUUUAAGAUGCCAUUCAUUGACAUCACCACGUUAUGACUUCAGUGUAGAUGCUGGAUCUGUUUAUCUAAAAGCUGUGCUUAUCCAAAGUAGGUUGUGAAUUACCUUUGAAGUACUCUAGUUCUGAAGUAGCAGUUUUUGCUGUGAAUUACGUUUAAGGUAUUCUUGAUUAUAUUUACCAGAGGUCUUGUGACUACUCACAACGAAUUCAGCAAAUUUACUUUGAUGGUGAUGCUGUGUGCAGAAUAAUUGAAUUGUACAGGAGAGAAGAUGGUCAUUUGAUUCAAGAUGGCUCUGCCAGCUUCUUGAAAAAAAAUUAUCAAACUAGUCCCAAACUAGUCUGCUCCCAAAACUUGGCAAAUAUUUCCAUUUCAAAUAUGCAAUCAAUCUGUUUUGAAAAUUACUGUUGCUUCCUUUAUUCUUUCAGAACUUGUGUGUAAACAAAUAUGUACACAGUUUCUUUAUGCCAUUGUCCCUUCAUCUCUCCCAGUGAUCCUUUUACCAGUUAUCUUAAAUUUGUGGUCAUUGACCAACUUGCCAUCACUCUAUAAGAAUUCUUGAUAAUUAUGAACACCUUUAUUACAUUUUCCCUUAACUGUCUGCAUGAAGGAAAACAUAUAACUGGUCUCUUAUCUCUGGUACCAUUCCUGUAAAUCUCCACUGCAUUCUUACCAAGGACUUGACAUAUUUUCUCAUAUUUGCUGCUUGGAAUUAGACACUUUAUCACCCACCAAAGCGCAAUAUAUAAUUUAUAAUGGCUUAAGAUACCUUUCUUUGUUUUUCUAUCCUGUAGAGUAUAGGGCAGUGGCAUUAAUAUGCUAUUUAGCCCAUUAUCAAAGUAACAAGAGUGGGUCAGAAGGCAUUGAUUGUGCAGCAAAAUUAAAGUAGCCUGAGUCUAGUUUCAUGAAGGUGCCUAAUUACAAAAAAAGUACUGAUGAAUCAUUUUCAAAAUUUACAAGCUGGUUUUAUAAUGUUCAAAAGUAGAUUAGCUACUCAAGAGCAGUUCCUCCUAGGCAUCAAGAACUUGCAUUUCUUGGUGAAAUCCUUGGAAGAUCUCAAGUUCAAUUUGCACUCUUCUGUCUUACCUGAUCUCUGAGAGCACGGCAGCAAAGAUCUCACAGUUCCAUUAGUCUGAAGAAUCUAGAGGGAGGAAACAGCCAAGGUUAAUUUCUAAUGAUGAUUUACAAGCCAUGAGUGAGGGAAGAAGGAAAAAAGUAAGAGUACAUCAUCAAAAAUUAGACAGAAAAAUUCUCACCGUUGAUAAAUUUAGAAUAUAAAGAUUAUAAUCAAAUGUAGAUCAAAUUGUCAUUGAUGCCAUCAUGUAAUAUAUUAAGAUUUUAAAAUCAUUUAUAGUAAAAAUAAGCAGUGCUAAUGAUCUGCAGAAAAAAAAGAGGAAAUGCUUAAAAAUUCAAUGAGUUGUUUUUCUCAGUUUGCAAUUUAUUGAACUUGUUGUACUCUUCUCCAGAGGUUGCAGACUGAUUAUAUGUAAUAGGCCCGUUUCCUAAGUAUGCUCUUCCUCCUCCCUCCACUGCACUAAGCCAUAAUACUUCUAGAGGUUAAUUUUACUUUUCAUGUUAUUAUAGGUUCUGUUCAAGGAAGUACAGUGUGUAGUUUUUUUCUGAAUAUUCAGACUAUAUUUCCUGUUUAA